Molecule: messenger RNA, 3597 nt
Organism: Etheostoma cragini (Arkansas darter)
Lineage: Eukaryota; Metazoa; Chordata; Actinopteri; Perciformes; Percidae
Product: contactin-1a-like
Exons: 24
Coding region: 160-3327 (1055 amino acids)
Biological process (GO): cell-cell adhesion; brain development
Molecular function (GO): cell-cell adhesion mediator activity
Source: RefSeq, a predicted model, not a curated record
UCUUUUUCCUCCAAUGGGAUGUGAGGUCACAGCUGGGGAGGCCUAUGAUUUGACAGCUAAAUGUUUAUGUGAGUGCAACACUAGCAGACUAGCAGUUCAUCCUGAGGCAUACUGUAGUGGAGAGAUAUACAGCCGGCUCCACUGCUGCCAACCUACUCAAUGCUAACGGGACAGCAGCUCCAGGCGCGUUGGGGAAAACCAGGCAAUCCUGCUAAUGUUCCAUCAGCUGAGCUUCUAGCUGUAACCCCAGCAGGUGGUCCUCACUUCAACAUCAUGCUGCACCUCACCCUGCUCAUCCUGGUCCUCUCUCUCUCUCCUGCAGAGCCAUCAAUGUAUGGGGAAGUACCUGACUUUUAUGAAGACGAAGCCACAGGUUACGGGCCGGUGUUUGAGGAGCAGCCGGUGGAUACCAUCUACCCCGAGGAAUCGCCCGAGGCAAAAAUCACCAUGAGCUGCCGGGCUCGAGCCAAUCCACAUGCCACAUACAAGUGGAUAAUGGAAGACAUGGAAAUUGACCUGAAUGCACAUCAAAGCCACUACAGUUUAGUAGGAGGGAACUUGGUGAUUAGUAACCCCAUUAAAACCAAGCAUGUAGGACAGUACUCCUGUUUGGCUUCCAACAUGUAUGGAACAGUCAUCAGCCGAGAGGCCUCAGUCCAGUUUGGAUAUCUUGAUCUUUUCUCGUCUGAGGAGAGGGAGUCGGUGUACGUCAAAGAGGGACAGGGGGCAGUGCUGCUCUGCGCUUCCCCACCUCACUAUCCAGCCGAGCUGUCAUUCCGAUGGAUCCUCAACGAAUUCCCUACCUUUAUCCCACUGGACAAGAGGCGUUUUGUCUCCCAGAUAACGGGUAAUCUCUAUAUCUCCAAGGUGGACUCCUCCGACAGCGGCAACUACUCUUGCAUUGCGUCCAGCCAAUCCAUUUCCAAGAGCGUUUUCUCCAACUACAUCCCCCUCGUACCUCUGGCUGAGCGUCCCAUCCGGAAAUACCCUGCUGACCUCAAAGUCAAGUUCCCAGAUACCACUGCUCUGGUGGGGCAGAAUAUCACCUUGGAAUGCUUUGCUUUGGGGAACCCCGUUCCUGAGAUCCGCUGGAAGAAGUUAGACGGUCAGCUGCCACCCAAUCAUGAGGUGAGGAUGGCAGGGGCUCAUCUGCAUCUGUACAAUGUGCAGUUUGAAGACGAAGGCAGCUAUCAGUGUGAGGCAGUGAACUCGAGAGGAAAGGACUACCACGCUGCACGAGUCUCUGUAGAAGCUUUUCCUGAGUGGGUGGAGCACAUCAGCAGCACAGAGAAAGACCUCAGCAGCAGUUACACUAUGUCCUGCAUAGCCAGUGGCAAACCAGAACCACGCAUUCGCUGGCUGAAAAACGGAGAACUGUCUGACAGGAAAGAGAUGAGGUUCAGCAGUUUGACGUUUGACGAUUCAGGGAUGUACCAGUGCAUUGCAGAGAAUCACCACGGUGUCAUAUAUGCCAAUGCAGAACUGCGUGUUUAUGCCUGUGCUCCCACAUUUGAACACAACCCAGUAAAGAGAGUCCUGGCACCUAAAAACGGCCGGGUGGUGAUCCAAUGUCGACCCAAAGCGGCUCCAAAGCCCAACUUCUCCUGGAGCAAAGACACCGAGCUGCUUUACAACUCCACCAGGGUGUUUAUCUGGGAGGAUGGGAGCCUGGAGAUCCUCAACGUGACGCGAGCAGAUGAAGGCAGGUACACCUGCUUUGCUGAGAAUGACCGGGGCAAGGCCAACAGCACGGGCUCUCUGUUAGUUACAGACUCCACAAAGAUCACCAUGGCACCGUCAAAUGCUGACGUUAAAGUGGGUGAGGACACCAGGAUGCAGUGUGCUGCGUCCCAUGACAGUUCACUGGACAUCACCUUUAUCUGGUCCCUGGAUGGCCGGGUCAUUGACCUACACAAGGACAGUCAACAUUAUGAACGCACCCUGAAUGGAAGUUCAAAUGGCGAGCUACUGAUUAAGAACCUCCAACUGAAGCAUGCCGGACGCUACACCUGCACUGCACAAACCCCCAUUGACAAUGUCACUGCUUCUGCCCACCUUGUUGUCAGGGGUCCCCCUGGUGCCCCAGGUGGGGUGCGAGUGAUGAACAAAACUGACAAGAGUGUAACAUUGCAGUGGAGCCGGGGAGCAGACAACCACAACCCCAUCUCCAAAUAUACCAUCCAGUACAGAGACUCCUUCUCAAAGGAAGUCUGGAAGAAUGCCACUACAUCUCCUACAGAUGUAGAGGGGAAUACAGAGAUGGCCACAGUGGUGGAUUUGUUCCCCUGGACAGAAUAUGAGUUCAGAGUGAUUGCCACUAGCGCUCUGGGGACAGGAGAGCCGAGCAGCCCGUCACCUAAAGACAAAACCCUGGAAGCAAUUCCUGUGGUGGCGCCCUCAGACGUCGGCGGUGGUGGAGGGAGUAGCAGAGAACUAACCAUCACAUGGACGCCUGUACAGCCACAGUACUACUAUGGGCCUAAUUUUGGCUACAUUGUGGCCUUCAAACCACAAGAUGGACACGAGUGGAGUAAGGUGACGGUUGCUGACCCGCAGGCCAAGCGUUAUGUCCACAAAGACCCCUCCAUCCCUCCAUCUACAGAGUUUCAUGUCAAAGUCAAAGCCUUCAACAGCAAAGGAGAGGGACCCUUUAGCCUAACAGCUAUCAUUUAUUCUGCACAAGACGCUCCAUCUGAAGCUCCUGUAAGUGUUGACGGCAGAGCUCUCUCUGCCACAGAAGCCAUAGUGUGGUGGUUGCCUCUCUCACAGAGCAAUAUCGAUGGAUAUCAGGUGAAGUACUGGAGGAAUCAGGAAGACAGUGAGGGGCGGGCCCAGAGGGUGGUGGUACCCGGCAGUGAGAACCACACCAGGCUGGAGAGUAUGAAGCCUGACUCCCACUACCUUAUUGAGGUUCGGGGCUACAACUCUGCGGGAUUUGGGCCGGCCAGCGAGCAUCUCCAGAUCUACACCAAAAAAGCCCCUCCAAGUCGACCUCCCAGAAUAGCUGGUAAAAAAUUAAAGGGCCGGAAAGUAAACAUUGUCUGGGAACAUGUGGAACCACUUGCUAACGAGUCACCGGUGGAUGGUUACAAAGUGCUGUGCAGGCAGCAGGGCCACUCCACAGGCACUCUUUACACAACCAGUAAGCAGAGCAUAGACCUGCUCCUGCCCACAGAUGGGAACUACGUGGUGGAGGUCCGGGCGCACACAGAGGGCGGAGAUGGGGCUGUGGCACAAGUCAACAUCACAGGUGGAUGUGUCCUAUUUGCCCCGUCUCUCAACGUACUCUCACUGCUCCUGGUGGCUCUCCUCUGCCUGAACCUCUGAAUGUAGCGCCAUCUUUGUCUUCACUUUCUGUGAAGUAGACUCUUCAUGGUUGACGCCUAUGAGAACUUUGGGACUCUUUCCACAAUCUUUUGGUUCCACCCCAUAACCCGGGACGUCAUAUUCCAACUCUUCCCCUCUGGAAUAUGUUUGUGGGAAUAGACACAGAAAAGGAAAAAUUGGAAAUCGACAAAGACAUCCCUUAUUUAUCCACAACAAGCCUCUUUGGAGGAGUGUAAAAGGAGUUCUGUCAACUUUUUAAAUAUGCCUUAU